Molecule: messenger RNA, 4194 nt
Organism: Prosopis cineraria
Lineage: Eukaryota; Viridiplantae; Streptophyta; Magnoliopsida; Fabales; Fabaceae
Product: zinc finger protein BRUTUS-like
Biological process (GO): protein ubiquitination; ubiquitin-dependent protein catabolic process
Cellular component (GO): nucleus
Molecular function (GO): zinc ion binding; ubiquitin protein ligase activity
Source: RefSeq, a predicted model, not a curated record
CAUUCGUGCUUUUCUCGACGCUCUUCUGUCCUCACAGCUGCAGAAAGCUCACAGUAAAGUUGGAGAGCAGAAAAGCUCAAAGAAGAGAGAGAUUGGAGAAUACUUGCAGAGACGCCGAAACAGUUUCAACGAAAUCUCGGAAAAUUUUGGAGGUUUUUGGACGCCUGAAAUUUCAGGCGAUAAUGGCGAUGCCAGACGGAGCUCUGGCUAUAAUAAAUGGCACUGUGAACGCAGUUGAUUCUUCACCUUCCAAGACUUGCCUAAAGAACUCGCCCCUCAAAUCGCCGAUUCUGAUAUUCUCUUUCUUUCAUAAAGCUAUUCGCUCUGAGCUCGAUAGCCUCCAUCGAGCCGCCUUGGAUUUUGCCACUAACCAGCAAGCUGCAGCAUCUGAUAUCAAACCCUUGUUCGACCGCUGUCACUUUCUUCGUACCGUCUAUAAGCAUCAUUGUAAUGCGGAGGAUGAGGUCAUAUUUCCUGCAUUAGAUAUACGUGUGAAGAAUGUUGCGCGCACAUAUUUCUUGGAGCAUGAGGGAGAGGGUCUUCUAUUUGAUCAAUUGUUCAAGCUGCUAAAUUCUAAUUUGCUAGAGUAUGAGGGCUACCGUAGAGAAUUAGCUUCUUGUACUGGUGCCCUUCGAACAUCAAUUAGCCAGCAUAUGUUUAAGGAAGAGGAGCAGGUCUUCCCCUUGGUUAUUGAGAACUUUUCAUUUAAAGAGCAGGCAUCACUGGUGUGGCAAUUUCUUUGCAGCUUGCCAGUUAAAAUGAUGGCAGAAUUUCUUCCCUGGCUUGCCUUGUAUGUAUCAUCUGAUGAACAUCAGGAUAUGCUUAAGUGCUUGUGCUCAAUAAUCCCUGAAGAGAAGCUUCUUCAACAGGUUGUUUUUGGAUGGGUGGAAGGGGUAAAGAUUAAAUGUAGAAGCUGCACAAAUGAUGCCAAGGCUCGUUGUGAUAAUGUUGGGACGUAUGACUUAAUCAGUUGUUCUGAAAAGGUGUAUUGUGGUUGUGAACCUUCCGAAAGUGGAAAAAGGAAAUGGACGGAGCUAAGCAUUGACGAUACCAGUUCUUCUUCAUCAUGCCCUAUAGAUGAAAUAUUACUUUGGCAUAAGGCUAUAAAACAAGAGAUGAUUGAUUUAACUGAGGCUGUUAGGAAGAUACAACGUUCUGGAAAAUUUUCUGAUUUGUCUGCAUUUAAUGGGAGGUUGCAGUUUAUUACUGAAGUCUGCAUCUUUCAUAGCAUUGCUGAGGACAAAGUUAUAUUCCCUGCUAUAGAUGCAGAGGUUUCUUUUCUCGAUGAGCAUGCCGAUGAGGAACUUCAGUUUGACAAGCUUAGAUCCCUGAUGGAAGGAAUUCAGAAUGCUGAAGUCAACUCAUCAUCUACUGAAGAUUACAUGAAGUUGAGGUCUCACACUGAACAAAUAAAGGACACCAUACUGAAGCACUUUGACAAUGAGGAAGCUCAGGUUCUACCACUUGCACGAAAACAUUUUACCCCCCAAAGACAACGAGAAUUACUUUAUGAAAGUUUGCGCUUAAUGCCUUUGAAAUUGAUUGAAUCUGUAAUCCCGUGGCUCGUUGGAUUUCUUAGUGAAGAUGAAGCAAAGUUAUUUCUACUGAAUAUGUAUAUGGCAGCCCCUACAACAGAUUAUGCAUUAAUAACACUGUUUUCUGGUUGGGCAUGCAAAAGAAAAUCCAGAAACAAUAGUUCCUUCUCAAGUAAAACAGGUUUGUGUUCUGCCAGGAAACUAUCGGAGAUAGAGAAUACUAGCCCAUCAUUCUGCAUAUGUGCACCUUCGUUCAGUCCCGAGACAAAAUACUCAUCCAUUCAACAAGACAAUGUAUAUGGAAGUCGGACCAGUCAAAUGUGGAAAGCCAAAACUGGGGAUGGGAAUGGUGUUUCUUCCUGCACUGGACUUAGAGAAUCUUUUAACUUACCUGAUAAUCAGACUUGCUGUGUCCCUGGAUUAGGGGUAAAUGCAAGUCAUCUGGGAGCAUCUUCAUUAGUCUCUACAAAAUCUCUGCGAUCCUUAUCUGAUUGCUCUGUGCCUUCACUUAACUCUAGUCUGUUUGUCUGGGAAACAGAUGUUGGUUCUUCUGACAAUGGGUUCAAAACACGCCCUAUUGAUAACAUAUUUAAAUUUCAUAAAGCCAUAUGUAAAGACUUGGAGUAUAUAGAUGUUGAAUCUGGAAAACUGUUUGAUUGUGAUGAAAAUUUCCUGAGGAAGUUCACUGGUAGAUUUCGCUUAUUGUGGGGUUUGUACAGAGCUCAUAGCAAUGCAGAGGAUGAUAUAGUAUUUCCGGCAUUAGAAUCAAAAGAAAAUCUUCACAAUGUGAGUCAUUCCUACACUUUGGACCAUCAGCAGGAAGAGAAAUUAUUUGUUGAUAUUUCAUCUGGACUGUCAGAGCUUAGUCACUUACAUGAAUCCUUGAAUAAUAAGAAUUCAUCUGAUCAUUUUACCAGCUUCUGCGCUGAUUAUUCUGAUUGCUCUGAUGCCAUACAGAAGUACAAUGAGUUAGUUACAAAGAUUCAGGGCAUGUGCAAAUCCAUUAGAGUAACGCUAGAUCAACAUAUCUUCCGUGAGGAACUUGAACUAUGGCCGCUAUUUGACGUGCAUUUCUCUGUAGAAGAACAGGAUAAAAUUGUUGGUUGUAUAAUUGGUACUACUGGGGCAGAGGUUCUUCAAUCAAUGCUGCCAUGGGUAACUUCUGCUCUCACACAAGAGGAGCAAAACAAAAUGAUGGACACAUGGAAGCAGGCUACAAAAAACACCAUGUUCAAUGAGUGGCUUAAUGAAUGGUGGGAAGGACCUGCUUCAUUUUCAAACACAACUACACCCAGUGACCAUGUUUCACUAGGUGCUGACGCCUUUGGAAAUUUGGAUCAUAGCUUUCAAGCUUUCAGGCCCGGGUGGAAAGAUAUAUUCAGGAUGAACCAGAAUGAACUAGAAUCAGAAAUUAGAAAAGUUUCUCAAGAUUCAACUCUUGAUCCAAGAAGGAAAUCCUAUCUUAUUCAAAAUCUAUUGACUAGUCGCUGGAUAGCUUCUCAGCAGAAGUCAUCUAAAGCAACAGCAGAUGAAUUUGGAAAUGGAGAAGAUGUACUUGAAAGAUUACCUUCCUAUCAUGAUCCAGAGAAAAAAAUCUUUGGUUGUGAGCAUUACAGAAGAAAUUGUAAACUUCUUGCUGCUUGCUGUGGAAAGCUAUUCUCCUGCAGGUUCUGCCAUGACAAAGUCAGUGACCAUUCCAUGGAUAGGAAGGCUACAGCUGAGAUGAUGUGCAUGCGCUGCCUGCAAUUACAGCCAAUUGGACCAGUUUGUGCAACAUCUUCUUGUGGUGGUCUGUCAAUGGCAAAGUACUACUGUAGUAUUUGCAAGUUUUUUGAUGACGAAAGGACAGUUUACCAUUGCCCUUUCUGCAAUAUAUGCCGUCUGGGGAAAGGACUUGGUGUUGAUUCUUUCCAUUGCAUGCAGUGUAAUUGUUGCUUGUCAAUGAAAUUAGUUGAUCACAAGUGCCAGGAAAAAAGCUUAGAAACAAACUGCCCUAUCUGCUGUGAUUUUUUGUUCACAUCUAGUACAUCUGUCAGAGCUCUUCCUUGUGGACAUUUCAUGCAUUCCACUUGCUUUCAGGCAUAUACUUGUAGUCACUACACCUGUCCAAUUUGUCGUAAAUCUUUGGGAGAUAUGGCGGUUUAUUUUGGCAUGCUUGAUGCUCUGUUGGCUUCUGAGGAACUCCCUGAGGAAUAUCGGAAUCGUCAUCAGGAUAUACUAUGUAAUGAUUGCGAUAAGAAGGGGAGUGCACCAUUCCAUUGGCUGUACCAUAAGUGUGGGUUAUGCGGGUCUUACAAUACAAGGGUGAUUUAAGGUUGGCUCAAGCAAUCAUCUGCUCUACCUCUAGGUCAUUAUGGCUCAGGAGAACUCUGCCACAAGUUGACUCUCCGUGUGUUCAUGGCUCUUCAAUCGGAACGGAAAGGGAAAAGAUUGCUCUGUAGCAUUUUUUUAUCAAUCGUCCCACGUUUUUUAAGGAUGGUUACACGGUAAGUGGCGAUCACCCCGUUCUCUGAUUGCUUAAAUUCUCCUUUAUAUCAGUUCAACAGAUGCCAAGUGCCAUCCAUCCUCCGUUGGAACUGAUAGCGCAUUUGGUAUCGUUUCUCUCAUUCUUUCCAUUGCCUGAUGCCAAAAAAAUAUAUAUAAAAAUAAUUUUGUAGUA